AAAGUCGCAUCGAGCGCCAAUGGACGAACCCUCAUGAGGAGAAGACCCAAGUCGGUUCUCAUUCCAUUCAAACCAUUGCGGCACCUACCAGCACGGAUGCUGGAUUGAUGAUGAAUCUUGAGAACGGUCUCGUGGGCUGGGAAAGUUCAAACGAUCCCCAAAAUCCUCUCAAUUGGAGACCUGCAAGGAAAUGGACCACUACCUGUCUCCUUUCCGUUAUUGGGUUCACUACACCAUUCGCCUCGUCCAUUCUAGCUCCGGCGAUUUCCCACGUCGAUGCUGAAUUCCAAAUACACGAUUUGACAAAGAGUUCGAUGCCCGUGAGCAUCUUCCUGCUUGGAUAUGCCGUCGGUCCCCUCCUGCUCUCCCCAUUGUCCGAACUGUAUGGUAGGCAUAUUGUCAUGACGGCUGCCAACGCAUCGUUCUGCCUAUGGCUGAUUGGCUGUGCCCUCGCCCCUUCACUCAACUCCCUCAUAGCAUUCCGACUGCUUUGUGGAAUCGGUGGAUCUGCGUCACAAACAGUUGGAGGCGCCAUCAUAGGUGAUCUCUUCACCGUGCAGAAAAGAGGCAGAGCCAUGGCUAUCUGGACCAUCGGACCCAUAUUUGGCCCGUCUCUGGCGCCUGUCAUCGGCGGCUUUGUAGUCCAAUACCUAGAUUGGCGAUGGGUCAAUUGGCUUACCUUAUGCCUAGCCGUCCCGGCGACAGUGUUGUUGGCUCUGUGUUCUCGCGAAACCAAUCCGCGCAUAAUCCUCCAACGGAAGGUUGCAAAGCUGCGCGUGGAGCUUGCUCGUCCGGAACUCAGAAGCGUAUUUGCAGGAUCUGAAGCAGUCUUGUCUCCGAAAAAGGUUCUCAUGAACGGCCUCAUGAAGCCAUUGCAGUUGCUGUUCGGCUCUUCCGUUGUCUUCGGUGUGUCACUUUACAUCGCCUUUGCCUACGGAUGCCUAUACUUGUUAUUCAACACGAUACCCAUCGUCUUCCAAACUACAUAUGGCUGGUCGCUCGGUGUCUCUGGAGUCGCCUACCUGGCAUUGCUUCUCGGCUACCUGAUCGGCCUCGUCAUAUUCUAUUGCCUGUCCGACAAACUCGUCAAACGAUUGAUGCACGCCAACAACGGAGCGUUCGAAGCCGAGUUCCGCCUCCCCGUCGCCGUAUACUCUGCCGCCCUUCUCCCCGUGUCAUUCUUCCUCUACGGCUGGACUAGCCAGAACAAAGUUUUCUGCGCCGUGCCCAUCAUCGCUCUCGUCAUCUUCGGAACCGGCUUCGAAUGCAUAUGGCUCCCAACACAAUCGUAUAUCAUAGAUGCCUAUCCCCAGCACGUUGCCAGCGCGCUCGCUGCGGCUUGCGUCAUGAGGAGUAUAGUGGCCGCAUUUCUGCCAUUGGCAGGACCGGGUAUGUAUCAGGCGCUGGGCCUUGGUUGGGGAAAUUCGGUCCUGGGUUUCAUAGCAUUAGGAUUGACUCCUGUGCCAAUACUCCUAAGAAGGUAUGGGAAAUUGCUGAGAGAAAAGGCAGAUUGAUGUCAAUCUCCCAUGCUUUUGCCCGUAAUAUAAUCACUGUGGAAUAGCAUUAAUUUUGAAGUUAAGAGUCGGGUUGAAUCACAAGACUCGUAAAAGUA
Messenger RNA from Aaosphaeria arxii CBS 175.79, 1612 nucleotides. RefSeq names its product MFS general substrate transporter. The transcript has a single exon. Gene Ontology annotation, biological process: transmembrane transport. NCBI's taxonomy places the organism in Eukaryota, Fungi, Ascomycota, Dothideomycetes, Pleosporales. Gene Ontology annotation, molecular function: transmembrane transporter activity. Bases 108 to 1514 code for a protein of 468 amino acids. The record is from RefSeq and is a predicted model, not a curated record.